AUUAAUAGUGCGCCAAAUUAUUCUCCAAAAUGAAUCACUCAACUUAAAAAUCAUAAUCACAUUCAGCAGAUAGACGUCCUACUUCUAUUUUUAUACAUCCUUUUCCAAAACCCCCAAAUUGUUCUCAUAUACCAAUAUUCAAGAUUGAUUUUGGCAAAGAGAAUAUUCCACCCCAAAAAAUAAGUUGGGAAUAAUACUCAUAAUCUUUUUAAUUAUCUACUGUUUCUUAAAAGAAAAAACCUACACAAAAGUUUGUUGAAUUGUAAUCUCAAACUGAUUCUAAGGUCAAAUUCAAGUUUCCUUUAUAUAUGGAUAGUCAACUUGGAAUCAAACCAGAAUUUCAAAAUCUAUUACAAGAAGCAUAUGAUAAUGAUGAUGAUAUCAAUACAAGAGAAAGUGUCAUGAAUUUUUUUAUAGAUGUGUGUAAAAGAGAUUUAAUAUAAGGGAUAGUUGAAAAUCAUUAAAUUAAAGAUUAACAAGGGUAUUUUAUAUCUUUUCAUUUAAAUAGAAAUCCAAUCCUAAAUUUUUCAGGCUUAAACCACAGAUUGACUAUUCAAUAUGAAUCUAUGAACUAGAACACAGAAUGA
Paramecium sonneborni is the source of this 587-nucleotide messenger RNA. The record is from the annotation of a GenBank genome assembly. Lineage: Eukaryota; Ciliophora; Oligohymenophorea; Peniculida; Parameciidae.